Gopherus flavomarginatus (Mexican gopher tortoise) is the source of this 3003-nucleotide messenger RNA. It is a transcript of the gene GATA1, whose product is annotated as GATA binding protein 1. Gene Ontology annotation, biological process: negative regulation of transcription by RNA polymerase II; cell fate commitment; positive regulation of transcription by RNA polymerase II. Gene Ontology annotation, cellular component: nucleus. The transcript has 7 exons. Bases 1237 to 2364 code for a protein of 375 amino acids. Gene Ontology annotation, molecular function: zinc ion binding; RNA polymerase II cis-regulatory region sequence-specific DNA binding; DNA-binding transcription factor activity, RNA polymerase II-specific. The record is from RefSeq and is a predicted model, not a curated record. Lineage: Eukaryota; Metazoa; Chordata; Testudines; Testudinidae.
CUCCUGGGUUCUCUCCCUGGCUCUGGGACACUAGCAGAGAAAGGGGAGUGAACAGGCCAGGAAGACUGUGGCCCUCCCACUCCAGACACAGCGGGGGGCCUGGGGGGUGUCUCCCCUAGCCAGGUCUUUUAUUCUCCACCUGUCCCCCCUGCGCUGCCCGUCCCAGCACCCUGGCGUGGGCUGUUCCAGGCCCCGUCACCAAGAAUCCGCCAACCGCCAGCUCCUGAGCCUGGCAUCAGAUAAGAGCUUAUCGGGGACUUCCAGGCCUGCUGCCAUAACCUCCCCAGGCCCCAAACUGGCUGGGCGGUUAGUGGGGCAGGGAAUGGGGCACAGGACCUGUCCCCUCUGGGGGGCGCCAGGUCUCAUCCGGCCCCAGGGUGGGGACUGGCUGGCUCGGAGUGGCAGGGAAUGGGGCUGGGGCCUGUCCCCUCUAGGGGGUGCUGGCUGCGAUCUGCCCCUGUGUGUGAAAUCUCUAGGGAUGCUGAAUGAUGAUAGACCAGUUACUGCCCCCCAUGUAUCCAUAGAUUCCUCCCCUCCCCCUGGACAAGUGUGGGGGUACAGCACCAAGACCCCAAAACUCUCAACCCUCCCUCUAAUGUUUACCUGUCUUCUCUACUGAGCCAGGGAGAGAACCCAGGCGUCCUGCGUCCCAACACCCCCCACCCCCGACUAGAGCCCAGUCUCCUCCCAGAGAACCCAGGAGUCCUGGCUUCCAGCCCCUCUCCUCUAACGGAUAGACCCCCCCCACUCCCCUCCCAGAGAACCCAGGAGUUCUGGCUCCCAGCCCCCCGCCCCCCAUCCACUAGACCCAUCUCCUCCUACACCAGAGAGAGUUUGGGGGGCUAGUUUUCUCUCUCUCUCCACUGUACAUUGGGGGGUAAUUGGGCAGGAGACCCCCAGCUGCUCUCCCCCUCCCCUCUCUGUGCCCCACGAGAGCCCGUCCCGUCUCAGAAGGCGGGACCUCACCCGCCUGGGCUGCUGUGUCAUUUUUAGCGUCUCUGUCCCCCCCCCCUCCUUCUUUCCUCUGUCUCUUGGAGCCACCCAGCAAGUUGGGGCAGACCCACAGUCGGCUAGAUCUGGGGGAGCUCUCUGCGCUUCAACCCCCCUCGAAAUUUGCCAAGGGUCCGCCUGACACCGCAUGUGGGGACCCCUCCCAAAUUUCUUGCCCAGCUCUAGCCUCCCGGACGCCUGGGUUCUUUUGAAGCCUUCACGAGGUCAGCAGCUCUCGUGCCCGGGAUGGAUUUUGCUGCCCUAGGGGGGCAGGAGAUGACCCCCCAUUUCCUGGAGCCUCCCCUUCUGCCACCGGCCGAAGAAUCCGCGGUCUUCUUCCACGGAGCCGAGGGCGGGGAGCCCGGCGCGCUCGCUACCUACUUCUCCCGGACGCCGGAGUCCUACCGCAACACGCCGGCGCGCCCCGUGUACCCCCUCCUCAACGGGCUGCAGUGGGUGGACGGGCACCCCUACGCCGCGGCUGGCUGGACCCCCCUCUCCUACGGCAAGCCCCAGGCCGGGGUCCCCCUCUAUCCGGCUCCCCCCUCCUCCUCUUCCUACAGCCCCCCCUCGCCCAAGGAGCAGCCCCCCGAGGACAAAGGCAGCCCCAAGUUCCUGGAGAUGCUGAAGACGGAGCCGAUGAGCCCCUCCACCACCGAGCUGCUGACGUUGGGGUCCCCUGCCGGUGCCCCCCACCCCGCCUACACCGGGACCCCAGAGUUCGGGUUCUACCAGCCUAGCGGGAGCCCCCUGACAGCUGGGUACUCCCCCAAACUCAGGGGGCCGCUGCAGCUGUCCCCAUGCGAGGCGCGGGAGUGCGUGAACUGCGGGGCCACGGCCACCCCCCUGUGGCGCCGGGAUGGCACCGGGCACUACCUGUGUAACGCCUGCGGGCUCUACCACAAGAUGAACGGGCAAAACCGGCCCCUCAUCCGGCCCAAGAAACGCCUGAUCAUCAGCAAGCGAGCGGGCACCCAGUGCAGCAACUGCCAGACGACCACCACCACCCUAUGGCGCCGGAACAGCAGCGGGGAGCCCGUCUGCAACGCCUGCGGCCUCUACUACAAACUGCACAACGUCAAUCGCCCCCUGACGAUGCGGAAAGACGGAAUCCAGACCCGCAACCGCAAAGUCUCCGGCAAGGGCAAGAAACGCAGAGGGGCGGCUCCGGGUGAGGGGGGGGCUGGGCCCCCCACCCCACUCGAACUGCUCUCCCCCCUGGGCGAGGACCCUGCCUCUCUCUAUGCCCUGAGCCCCAUGGUCCUGUCCAGCCACCUGCUCCCCUUCUCCCCCUCCACCCACCUCCUCGGGCCCCCCCCAGCUGCCUACCACCCCCCCCAUGCCUCCCCAGGGGCAGGCACCUCGCUGGGGUGAUGGGGGCCCCUCACGGAAGGAGGCUGAGCUGGAAAAAGGGCAGCUGGGUGAAUAUUUGGGGUACAGCUGUUGGGCGAGUUACCCCCCCCAGCCACAGAGUCGGGGAUUGGGACAGAGGGGGCAGAGUGUCGGGGUACAGGGGGAUUCGCCUCACCUUAGCAGCCGCAAGGAUUGGGGGGCUCCCCCUAGAAAUGGGGCCACCCUCCAUGGGCCUCCCUGAGCUCUGUCUGGGCACACACACACCCCCGUCUGUCCCAUCACACACACACACGCACACCCGUCCAUCCCCCUACAUCCCCGUCUGUCCAUCCAUCUGUCCCUCCCUCCAUCCACCCAGCCUCUUCUGAAGGAAUGACCCCUCAUUUCUACCCUCCCCUGUGCCUGGGUUUCCCCUUCAACACCCCCAAAUCCUCACACAGGGGGCUCCCCCCAGCACCGUCCCCCCCUCUUCCUCCUCCUACACCCUCUCAGCCUUCACCCCUUGUCACCCCACAGUGAACCCAUCCCCCCAUGAUCCAGCACUGGCUGUGAUAGGACCCCCCAUUCUUACUCUCCCUUCUGGUACCCCGAUAUAUUGUGGGUUAAAAAAAUAUAUUCUGUGGAAACCACAUUUUAAAAUAUAUUCGAUAUUUCUUGUAA